AUGGCAGCCGGGACACACAUGGCUGCUACACAACAAACAGCCGAUGAUCAAGCAUCUUCGCUCUAUUUUUCUGGUAUUUGUCAAACAAUAUCAGUGAAAUGUCAGCACAGAAAUGAAAAUGGUUUAUUAACAUGUUCAAGAAAUCUUUACGUUUCCUGUCCACAUUGUCAUUUACUACUUUGCAUUGAUCAUAUACAUGAACAUGAAAAUUUAUUACGAUACGAAAUUGAACAAUUAAUAAACGAAACCAAUAUUGUUAAAGCAAAUAUACGUGCAUUAUUAACAACAUCUCAACAGCAACCAUCAUCAACGACCGCGCAAGUACUCGAUGAGAAACAACGUACUUUAUGUGAACUAUUAGAACGUUGGGCAACCGUUGGUAAAAUUUCCAUGUCACAAGCUGCACUUAUUCAACAUCAAUGUGGUUACAUUAGUCAAACAACCCAACAACAAGCAACAGCCGCAUCUACAGCCGCAGUCGCUGCUGCGGCACUCGCAACUGGUACCAGUAAUCAUCAUCUUGCUAGUACUCAUCACAAUCUAAAUACUCAACAAAAUGGCAAUACUUCGAAUAAACUUCCAGCUCAUCAUCAACAACAACAACAACAGCAACAAUCAGCACCACCAUCACACGCACAUGCGACACAUCAUCAAACGAAUUCUCAUCAUCACGAUCGAUCAUCUCAACAACUUUCAUCGCCGCCCAAUGUAGUCAAAAAGCGACGUAGUGGUAAAAACAAAAUCGUGACAUUGUUGAUGAAAAACGCCGAAGGAGAAUACGAAUGUCCCAAUGUUCAAUGUCGAAAAUCGCUGAAAUGUCAAGGUAUAACUGCACACGUCAAAGCAUGUGCAGUAGAUUGGCUAAAAGAAAACGGUCAAUAUCUUAAUCUAAAUUAA
Messenger RNA from Adineta ricciae, 897 nucleotides. The record is from the annotation of a GenBank genome assembly. Lineage: Eukaryota; Metazoa; Rotifera; Eurotatoria; Adinetida; Adinetidae.